Molecule: messenger RNA, 3816 nt
Organism: Ogataea philodendri
Lineage: Eukaryota; Fungi; Ascomycota; Pichiomycetes; Pichiales; Pichiaceae
Exons: 1
Coding region: 1-3816 (1271 amino acids)
Biological process (GO): mitotic chromosome condensation
Cellular component (GO): chromosome
Molecular function (GO): protein binding; ATP hydrolysis activity; ATP binding
Source: RefSeq, a predicted model, not a curated record
AUGUUGGGGCCCCGUAACGUGAACCAGCAGCCGGUUCAGGUGGUUGCUCUCAAGCCAGAGAACCCCGGUCCGGCGUCCCAACAGACCAACGGUGUCCAGAGCCAGUACUCCAUGGACCAGAAACCAGAUCUGGAGGAACAGUUUCAGCCACGUUUGGUGAUAGAACAGCUUGUUCUCACCAACUUCAAGUCGUAUGCGGGUAGACAGGUUGUGGGGCCGUUCAAUUCGAGCUUUUCGGCGGUUGUUGGGCCCAACGGGUCGGGUAAAUCAAACGUGAUCGACUCGCUUCUUUUCGUGUUUGGGUUUCGCGCAACAAAGAUGAGACAAUCCAAGCUGAGCGAGUUGAUCCACAAUUCCGAAAACUUCCCAAACCUCAAUUUCUGUCAGGUCGAUAUCCAUUUCAAAACGGUUCUCGACAGCUACGACGAAAACGGCGAGUUACAGACAGAGGCUCUUCCGGUGGCAGAUCUGGUGGUUAGCAGAAAAGCGUACCGGACCAACUCGUCAGAGUACUACAUCAACGACAAAAAAUGCACCUACACAGAAGUCCAGACACUGUUGAAAGAUCAGGGUAUUGAUCUGGACCACAAGCGAUUUCUGAUUCUCCAAGGUGAGGUGGAAAGCAUAGCACAGAUGAAACCGAAAGCAGAAGGCCAGAGCGACGAUGGGUUGUUGGAGUAUCUGGAAGAUAUCAUUGGCACAGCAAAGUAUAAGGCCUCGAUCGAGGGCAGUCUGGUUCAGAUCGACGAGCUGAACGAGGUGUGUGUUCAGAAAGAGCACCGGUACGAGAUUGUUGAGAAAGCGAAAAACGACUUGGAAGCUGGCAAAGAAACAGCGUUGACUUUUCUGCGCAAGGAAAAAUCGCUUUCUGACAAGCAGUCUGUGUACUUGCAGUGUCGUCUGUUGAAAGACAAAGGCCUCCUUUCCGAGAAAAAAGCCAGUCUCGAGACGCUCAAACAGAAACUCACCGAGAUGAAGCACCAGAACGCAGAGCAUAUUCAACAGGUUGAGGAGGAGACAAAGAGAUACCACGAGUUAAGUUCGGAGGUUAAACAUUUGGAAAAAGAGGUGACGAACCUCAAGAAUGCGCAUAAGAAGAUCGAGAAGGAGAAAGUUUCGAUGGACGAGAAAAUCAAGCACAACGAGAAUCGCAAAAAAAAGGCUGAAAAGGCCCAGCAGACCAGCUCGUCUCAACUUCGCGAGAGCGAGUCCAAGAUCGCCGAUCUUGAAAGGAACCAGCAGGAGUACACUGCCCAAAGCGAGCAAUUGACCAGGACUCUGGAUCAGGAGAAGAAACAACUUGAAAGUAUCAAAGUGGAGGUUUCUGAGAAAACCAAGGAUCUGUCCAUGGCUGUGUCUAAAUUGCAACAGGAAAUGGAGCCUUGGAAGGACAAGAUUGGCGCAAAGCAGGCGGAGAUCGAUAUCAAGACAUCGCAGCUUGAGAUUGUCAAGAACAAGCUCCAAGAGCUGGAAACCGAAACUUCCAAUCUUGAAGGGAAAGCAGAAGAGAAGCUUGCACUUGCACAGGCAAAAAAGAAACAGAUAGCACAUUUGAAGAAAGAGAAGCUCCAUGUUGCUGAGCAGAUCAAACUGGGCGAAAAAGAGGUUAACGAGGCAAAGAAGAAGUUAGAUGCUAUGGAGUCGGAGAUCACUUCUUUGAGAGAUAGAAUGAACGAGGCAAAUGUCAGAGUCACAAACACUCAGUCGAGAAACAGGGUUUUACAAGCUCUUACGCAUCUGAAGAACUCAGGGCGUCUUACCGGGUUCCACGGCAGAUUGGGAGAUCUCGGAGUGAUCGAUGACAAGUAUGACGUUGCUGUUUCCACGGGAGGAGGUUCAUUGGACGACAUGGUGGUUGAUACUGUUGAGAUUGCACAACAGUGUAUUUCAUACAUGAGAAAGAACAACCUUGGGUUUGGAAAGUUUAUCGUUUUGGACAAGUUGCGUAAAUUCAACUUGUCCAAGAUCCAGACUCCAAAUAAUGUUCCGCGGCUGUUUGAUCUCAUCACGCCUGUUGAUCCCAAGUUUGCGCCUGCGUUCUACAGCUCCAUGUACAACACUCUGGUGAGUCGCAAUUUACAGGAAGCCAACAAGGUUGCCUUUGGAGCCAAAAGAUGGCGUGUGGUUACUCUGGAUGGUAAGCUGGUGGACACCAGUGGUACAUUAUCUGGAGGAGGAAACAGGAUGUUCAGAGGUGCGAUGAGAUUGAAGUCUGCUGCCAAGACAGGGAACGAGAUUUCCGAGACGGAGCUUAAAGCUAUGGCCGACGAGGUUCAACUGAAGGAGGACGCAUUUACGAAAGCUCAAUCUGCUUUCUACGAGAUGGAAAAUGCUCUUUCCAAUUUCCACGACAGACUUCCGGAGAUUGACAUGGAGAUCUCGAAACUGGAGCUCGAACACGAUAUGGAUCGUCAGGAAGCCGAAGCUGCAAAAGCUCGGUCGAAGGAUGUUUUGGCCAACAAGGACAAACUCGCCAAGAUGCACAAGCAGAUAGUUGAGGAGUCCACAGCGAUCGAGAAGCUCGAGUCCGAGAAGAAGAGUUUGAAGGAUCAGUCUCAGGGACUUGCAGACCAGAUUGCCGAAAUCCAGGAGAAAAUCAUGGAGGCUGGAGGAGUCAAGCUGAAAAUGCAACAAUCGAAGGUGGAAUCUGUUUUGCAAAAGCUUGAGAUUCUGAACGAGAAGGAGUCGAGCGACAGUUUACAGCUCACUAAAUUGCACAAUAUGGUCACGCGACUCAAAGGCCAGAUCUCGGAAAACUCGAUCGAGAUCCAGGAAGCAGAAAACGACAUUUCCAAGAUCAAAGAGACGUACGACUCGAGUCUGCGCAAGUUCCAGAGCUCUGAGAAAGAGCUCGAGGAGCUGACGAGCCAAUUGGAAGACGUCACCGAGAAAUGCGAACAGUCGAAGGAAGAACUCAAUGCCAAACAAUCUCAGAUAGCCGACUUGCGCAAGGAAGAGAUUAAACUUGCUAGUGAGGUUGAGAGGUGCGAGAGCAGUAUCAACAGCUACGAACGCAACAUCAAGAAGAUCACCAACGAGAUAGGAACGGCAGAGUAUCGUGAACUUGAAGGGUUGAUAGGAUGGAUGGAGGACGGCGAGGAGAAACAACAGCUGCUUGCCCCACCUCACGAGUACACUCCUGAAGAGCUGGAGAAAGUCAACCCGGAGACUCUUGAGGCCGAGAUCGAGGAGCUGGAGAAGGAGGUUGAUUCCAUGACGGUUGAUCUGGACACUUUGCACGAGUACGCCAGACGGUUCAAGGAGUUCACUGAACGGAAAGCCGACUUGAACGAGUCUGUUGUGAAACGGGACGAGUUGAAAGAAGCGUGCGAGAACCUCAAGAAGCAGAGGCUGGACGAGUUCAUGGCGGGUUUCAACCAGAUCUCGCUGACGUUGAAGCAGAUGUACCAGAUGAUCACCAUGGGAGGAAACGCGGAGCUUGAGCUUGUUGACUCUUUGGAUCCGUUUUCUGAAGGUAUUCUAUUCUCUGUGAUGCCACCAAAGAAGUCGUGGAAGAACAUCAGCAAUCUUUCUGGAGGAGAAAAGACGCUUUCUUCGUUGGCGCUGGUGUUUGCUCUCCAUCGGUACAAACCUACACCGUUAUAUGUUAUGGACGAGAUCGAUGCUGCGUUGGAUUUCAGAAACGUGAGCAUUGUUGCAAAUUAUAUCAAGGAGCGGACAAAGAACGCGCAGUUCAUUGUGAUUUCUCUGCGGAACAACAUGUUCGAGUUGGCUAAACAGCUGGUUGGUAUUUACAAAGUGAGCAACAUGACCAAGUCGAUCACUCUUCAGAACAGGGACAUUAUUUCCCAGUGA